This is a messenger RNA of Syngnathus typhle (broad-nosed pipefish), 4134 nucleotides long. It is a transcript of the gene tdrd6b, whose product is annotated as tudor domain-containing 6. The coding region runs from base 1 to 4134 and encodes 1377 amino acids. The record is from RefSeq and is a predicted model, not a curated record. NCBI's taxonomy places the organism in Eukaryota, Metazoa, Chordata, Actinopteri, Syngnathiformes, Syngnathidae. The transcript has a single exon.
AUGUGUUCCAUUCCCGGCCUCCCCACGCCAGGAUCAGAAGUAACGAUCGAGAUCAGGAGGGUGAACACAAACCCAAAAUGUGGUCUUGUGGAGCUUUGGGUCAACAUUGACGUCAGCAGAAAGCAAGCCUAUGAUCAGAUGAAGAAAAAGAUACAGCUUCCAAAAAGAAAUCUUUGCGCCUCUGAAGGAAAAAUAGGGGAUAUGUGUCUGGUUUGCAUGGGCAACGUGUGGCACAGGGCUCGCAUCGUGUCCAUCCAAAGUGACACCUGCCAGGUCUUCCUUCUUGAUCAAGGAGAGCCUUACGUUAGCACCCGGGACUCUCUAGCGUGGGGUCAUUCUGACAGUUUCUUCCUCCCUCCGGAAAUCGAGUCCUGUAUCCUUGCCAAUGUCCUGUCUCUCAAGGAAAACUGGUCCAAAAAAGCGAUCAGUUUCUUGUCAUCCCUCCCCGAAAAGACGCUAAAUGGUGUGGUCCAGCACGUCUUGAUGCCAGACAGGACAAUUCUCCUUGACAUACCCUUUGUCUCCAAGCAAAUGUGCACCCUUGGUGCUAUGAGGAAGCUCCCGGCGGAUGAGUUCAAAGGAGUCGUACUCGAAUGUUUGACUCCACUCAAAGACGAUGCAACCAUCACCGCAAUCACCCAGGAUCGGAGUGUGAACGUCCAACUUGACGACCGCUACUUCUACCCUGAACUGCUCUGUGGCGUAUAUGAGACAGUUUAUGUAACAGAAGUGACCGAUCCUCAAAAUGUAUUCUGCAGUCUGCUGAUUUACUCCAAAGCAUUGAAGAGUCUGUCAGAAGAGAUCCAAGAGUUCUACAAGGACUUGGAUUCCGGAGGGGAACGACCUCAAACCUGCGGAGAUCCGUGUGCUGCCAGAGGAAAUAAUGGCACGUGGUAUCGUUCGUUACUCAAGCAAAGCAUCAGGACCGAUGAUGAACUUGUCGAAGUUGCUCACGUAGAUGUCGGGAAAAACGAGCACGUGUCGGUAGGAUGCAUCCGACACAUGGCGAGAAAAUUCCUGAGGAUGCCUGUGGUCACAUAUCACUUCUCCCUUCACGGAGCGGAUGGCACCAGGUGGACGGCAAAGCAGAACAAAUAUCUGAAGUCGAUAUUGCUGAACAAAACCUUUGUGGUUAAGCUAGAGAAGCAGUUCCAAGACACUUAUAGCGUCACGUUCUACGGUGGGAAUGUUGCAUGUAUGACAGCAGAAGUUGUCCCUUCUGCUCAGGAUGAAGCACAGCAGACAGAAAUCCAGAUUACGACGCCGUCAGGGGAGCAGGAUGAUGAGCAGAACCUCGUCAUUUUAAAUGUCAAGAGCUUACUAGAGGAACCCUUGUCAAGUACAGAGAAUGAACUAGAUACUGGCACUUCCCCUUCUAGUCUUUGUCAUGAGAAGACUAUUAAUGACCAAUGUUCUAAAGUCUCUCAUCAUGGCACUUCCCCUUCUAGUCUUUGUCAUGAGAAGACUAUUAAUGACCAAUGUUCUAAAGUCUCUCAUCAUGAGCAUGUGUUGUCUGUUGGAAGUACUGUAGACGUGACUGUAUCCUGUGUCGAAGGUCCUCAGAAGUUCUGGUGUCAAAGGACUAUAAAUGAAGAGAAUCUGCGACGGAUGAUGGAAGAUCUGCAAAACCACUACACCUCUGUCCAACCUCUGCCCAUUGUUAAGGGCACCUGUGUUGCUCGAAACCCAGAAGACGGUGUGUGGUACAGGGCAAGGAUUGUUACUAGUCAGCAUUUUCCCGAAGUGGACGUACAGUUUUUGGAUUACGGUGGUACACGAAGUGUGCCCCUUGGAGAUGUAUGUCCCAUUGAGCCAGGGUUCCUGGAGGUUGAACCGCAGGCUUUUCAGUGUUGCCUCUUCAACACAAAGGCUAAUUCUGCAUCAGCCGUGUUUCCGGUGACAGCUGAUUCUCAAAACACUGGAUUCAAAUGCACCAUAAAAGAUAUAAUUUGCGAUGAAGGGGGGCAACCGGUUAUCGUCGUAGACUUCGAAAUGCCGGCUCAAAGCGCUUGCAGUCUGCUCUCUCCAAUGGAUACCUAUAAUUAUUCCAUAUACGAUAUAAAAUUGGGCACAAAAGAAAAGGCAUGGAUAACCUCUUCGGAAACAGUACAUAGCUUCUUCUGCCAGCUCGACAGAAAUUCUCAUUUGUUUGACAAAGUGAAGGCAGAUAUCAAAAAGCAAGUCUGCAAGUCACAGCGUUCAGAUGAACUCCUAAAAUCCAACGCCCUUUGCCUUGCACGGUAUGUUGACGACGAAUGGUACAGAGGUCAAGUGGUCCAGACAUCUCCAGAACUCAAGGUGCUCUUUGUGGACUACGGCGAGACCCUCACAGUGAAUGCAUCUGAUGUUCAACCUUUGCCUGCCAGAGCUAGCCUGGCAAAGUCAGUCCCUGUACUGGCUGUUCAGCUCGGACUUUUCGGUCUUCCGGCCGACAUACCCAAAGAGGUCAACCAGUGGUUUGCAAAUAACGCCAUUGGCACAACUGUGACGGUUUCUGUGGUGGCCAAAGGCGCUGACGGGAAGCUUUUGGUGGAAUUAUUUGAAGGGCUGCUGAAUAUCAAUAUGAUUGUCCGGGAGAAGGUAGCACUCGUGGAACACGCAAAGACCAACCAAGAUCUACGGGUCACGCCACUUAAGGAGUUGUUACCUGAAGAAAUCACAUUUAUAUCAGAAUUAGGAGAGCAAAAUAAAGAUCAAAACAUCAAUGGAAAUUGUGCUUCAGAUGAGCAGGUGUUGGAGAAGUCUCAGAACCAAACUCUUGGACCUGUACCCGAGUGUGAAAAAAAUAUAAUUUACGAGGAAUGUUUGAAUGGCACUCCAGAGGUUUUGGUAGAGACCCCAAAAGAGAUCAAUGCUGUCACGUCAACAUCUGAGAAGAUCUUUGCAUAUCACAGCCCAGUCAUAUCUCACCACACGUCCGAGGAGAUGUACGCCUCCUGCAUUGUGGGACCUAGUUACUUCUGGUGUCAGUUCGCCCAAACUGAAAACCUGGACACGGUGUCAAGACUCACCCAGAGCAUCGGUGAGACUUUAAAGGAUGCAGAGGUCCCCAAGAAUUUGGAUCCCGGCAGUCCCUGCCUUGCCCUAUUUUCCGAAGACUCCCAGUGGUAUCGCGCUCAAGUGCUUUGGAAGACCGACAGCACAGUUUGUGUGGUGUUUGUGGACUACGGCAAUGAGUCUGAGGUGGACAAUAAAGAUGUGAGAUACCUCCCACAGUCUCUGAUUGAACAUGCUCCUCAGGCCUUGUUGUGUUCUUUGGAUGGAUUUGACAAGUCCAAGGGAUCGUGGGAUGAUCAAGUUUACGAAGAGUUCUACAAUGUCCUAGUGGAUCAGCUUCUCACCGUGACAGUUCUCAGUGCACAAGAACAUUCAGAGUGUGCCUUUCAAGAACACUCAGUAAAAGUCCAAUGCGGAGGUCAAGAUUUGAAUGAGGCCAUGCGAAAAUUCUGGAAACCUAUUUCCACACAGCCUGAGAAUGAAAAGAUUCAAACAGCCAGCAACCCACCACAACCAUCCAACAUGACCCACCUUGAGGAAAAUCCAAGAUUAUUCUCAUACAAGAUGCCAAACAUCCCGUUAAACAAAGCUGAGAUGGUCUACACUUCGUGUGUGGUGGAGCCCCAUUUUUUCUGGUGUCAGUUUGCCGACACCGAGGACCUCAGCGAUGUGGUGAAACUGGCACAGGAAGCCGGACAAAUAGAACCAGAUUCUUCGUCCUCAAGCACCUUUGGACCAGGUAGCCCUUGCCUUGCGCUCUUCUCUGCAGACGAACAGUGGUAUCGAGCGCUGAUCAUGAGCCGACAAGACGAUGAAGUCCAUGUUGUGUUUAUCGACUACGGCAACGAAUCGGACGUGGACGUGAAAAACGUGAGACCUCUCUGUCAAACUCUGCAGGAGUAUACACCCCAGGCUUUUUUGUGCUCUUUGAACGGAUUUGACCAGUCUAAGGGCACCUGGGAGAUUGAAGUCUAUGACGACUUUUACAAUCUUCUAGUGGAUAAACCCAUCGUCGUGACGGUGUCCCAUAUAGAAGAAUAUGCGGAGAUGAUGCUUCCUCAGCAUGUGGUGGAAAUCAAUUGUGAGGGAACGUCUGUCAAUGCAGUGAUGCAGAAAUACUGGAAACCAACUUCUUGA